Molecule: messenger RNA, 1862 nt
Organism: Zalophus californianus (California sea lion)
Lineage: Eukaryota; Metazoa; Chordata; Mammalia; Carnivora; Otariidae
Gene: CD247
Product: CD247 molecule
Exons: 8
Coding region: 64-615 (183 amino acids)
Biological process (GO): cell surface receptor signaling pathway
Cellular component (GO): membrane
Molecular function (GO): transmembrane signaling receptor activity
Source: RefSeq, a predicted model, not a curated record
CUUCCUGAGGAGGCAGCAGCAGAACAAAGCCAGAAGACUCCCUUGCUCUUCUGUGUCCCAGCCAUGGCUGCCACAGCCUCGGCAUCCUGGCACCAUCCUGGGGGAAAGGACAAGAUGGCGUGGAAGGUGCUGGUUAUGGUGGCCUUGCUGCAGGCACAGCUCCCUGUUACAGGCGCACAGAGCUUUGGCCUGCUGGAUCCCAAACUGUGCUACCUGCUGGAUGGGAUCCUCUUCAUCUAUGGCAUCAUUCUCACUGCCCUGUUCCUGAGAGCAAAGUUCUGCAGGAGCGCGGCCGCCCCCCAAGACCAGCAGGACCCCAACCAGCUCUACAACGAGCUCAAUCUAAGAGGAAGAGAGGAGUAUGAGGUUUUGGAUAAGAGACGAGGCCUGGACCCUGAGAUGGGAGGAAAACAGCAGAGGAAGAGGAAUCCUCCGGAAGUCGUGUACAACGCGCUGCAGAAAGACAAGAUGGCGGAGGCCUACAGUGAGAUUGGGAUAAAAGGCGAGAACCAGCGUCGGCGAGGGAAGGGGCACGAUGGCCUUUACCAGGGGCUCAGCACUGCCACCAAGGACACCUAUGAUGCCCUCCACAUGCAGACCCUGCCUCCUCGCUAACAGCCCCAGGCAUUUCACCACCCAUUUCACGGGCCAGACCUGCCCAGAUUGUUAAAGACAAAGGAUAAAGCAUUUAUAACCCAGUUCACUCCUAUUUCUCCACCACCAAAGUAUUCCCUCUUAUGAAUUGGAUGCUUUGCAUUUUAACAUUUGGUCAUACCCAACUCCAAACCAACAUCCCCGGACUCUGGAGGGGAGGGGGGCUCUGCCAGGGUUAUGGCCCUGUCCUCGAGGAGUCCUUUGUGAGUGUCACCCGUUCUCGGGGCUUCUGGGGGUCUUGUGGUUCCUCGGAGACUGUGGACAGGCCCCUCUCCUGGAGGCCCGGGGCUCUUACUUGGGAGACGGGUACAUACAACUCUCACAGCCGUGUUCUGUCCGUGUUUUGUCAAGUCCCCAGAGAAAUCCCAAAUGUUAGCACAUAUCCACUAGUCUUCAUUGUUCCGUCAGUAUUUCAGUGUCUUUGCUCCUGCUGUAAAUUUGGCUUCUGUUGUCAACCUGCGCCCUCUUUUCAAGGUCACUUGUCACUGGGGCAAAGGGGUUUGUUGUGCCUCCCCGUGCAAGGUCUGGGCGGGUGGGGGUGGGGAGAGCCGUGCAAGUCUGUGACAGCCCCAGCCAGGGGCGGCUGCAGCAGGGGAGCAGGGGAAGGGUGAUGGAGGCUCAGCUAGAGCACGGGGCGGGGUGCGGGGCAGACAGGAAGGGGCCCUCCUUCAAUCGAGCGUACAUUCCCCUUCAUAGAACUUAGCGUUUGUGGGCUGGGCACUCUGGGGAGCGGACGAUGAACAAGCCUGUGCUUGUCCUCACAGAGCUCACACUCUCGCAGGGGACGCGAGUUGUGAACAGACAGCCCUCAAAGCACGUAGUAAGGGCCGUUGCAGAGUGCGAACAGUGGGGGUUGAGGGAAGGGGGCAAGAGCACACUCUUUCCAGGCACUUGUUCACCUCACACUCCCUGUGAAGGCCUCCCCAGGAGGCACGGCCCCUCGCAGACCUGCAGAGACCCGAGGGCUGUGGCGGGCCAGGGUCGCCUUGGAGGGCGUCCGGGAUCGCCUCGGCUGGCUUCUGGGGUCGCCUCGGCUGACUUCCGGGGUCGCCUCGGCUGACUUCCGGGGUCACCUCGGCCGACUUCCGGGAACAGUACUGUGUAAGGUGUCAUGUGUGACCGUCUCUGCUCCGCUUGGUUUUAAUUUAUACUGGUUUGUUAAAGUCUUACUUACUCUCCUGCAUAAUAAACGCUUUGGUGAAACAGCU